UGGAGCUGAGGGGAGGAACUCUGAGCGCGUGCCUUGAUCGCCUGUGCUCACAGCGAGAAGCGAAGAUGCGUCUUCCCUUUCCUCCAGUAACGAAACCCUCGAGCUCCAUCCUCUUGUCCCAAAGCCACAAACUGUUCCCUUCACGGCUUUCCAGAGAGGACUUCCCGGGUCUGUGCUGGUGCACCGCGGAGGAGGCGGCCAAAGUAGACAGCAAAGAUCGUCCGACCGGGGACCACUACUACGAGUCGGUAUGGGUGCGCUAACGAAAGGGCGUCACUUUACCACGGCUGGUCUUCUACUUCUUGUUUGUUGCACAUCUGUCACCUCCAAAGGUGCAACAGGGGAUGCUCAGUCAGGAGCCCAGCCCUCAGUGCAGGGCACCCUACCCCACUUCAUCCAGGAGCCAGAGGACGCCUACAUAGUCAAGAGCAAUCCCAUUAAACUGCGCUGUCGAGCCACACCUGCCUUGCAGAUCUUCUUUAAAUGCAAUGGAGAAUGGGUUCACCAGAAUGAGCACUUUUCCCAUGAGUAUAAAGACAUCAGCACUGGGCUGAUGGUACGAGAGGUGAUGAUCAACGUGUCCCGUCAGCAGGUAGAAGAUUUCCAUGGCCCAGAGGACUACUGGUGCCUUUGUGUGGCUUGGAGUCAUCUGGGUACAUCCAAGAGUCGCAAGGCUACUGUUCGCAUCGCAUACCUGAGAAAAAACUUUGAGCAGGACCCCCAGGGGAAGGAAGUGCCAAUCAAUGGGAUGAUCGUUCUGCAUUGUCGCCCUCCGGAGGGAGUGCCUGUGGCGGAGGUGGAAUGGCUGAAGAAUGAAGAGCUUGUGAGUUCCUUAACUGACGACAACAUCGACACUAGGGCAGACCACAACCUCAUCAUAAACGAGGCUCGUCUUUUGGACUCUGGCAACUACACCUGCCUGGCAAGCAACAUUGUGGCCAAGAGACGCAGUGCCACAGCCACUGUGAUAGUCUUUGUCGACGGCGGCUGGUCACUGUGGACAGAGUGGUCUGCCUGUAAUGUGCCAUGUGGGCGAGGCAUGCAGAAGAGAUCUCGGACCUGUACUAACCCGGCACCGCUGAACGGGGGAGCUUUCUGUGAGGGCAUGUCUGUACAGAAGACAUCCUGCAACUCCCUCUGUCCAAUUGACGGAGGCUGGGAUGAGUGGAGCCAAUGGACUGUAUGCGGGAGACAGUGUGAGAGACAGCGUAGUCGGGGGUGCAACUCUCCGGCACCCAAACACAGAGGCAAGAUGUGCGAAGGGAGCGCAGAGUCCACUGAGAACUGCUCGGAUGGACAGUGUACACAGGAUCAAAAGCUGCUAGAUGACGUUAAACCUCAAAGUAUGGACAGUACCAAUGACAUAGCUCUAUACUCAGGCUUGGGAGCUGGCAUUAUUACCGUGGGCAUCCUAGUAGUGGCUAUCAUGCUGUACAGGAAAAAUCAGAGCCAGUACGGCGUGGACGUCAUUGAUUCCUCUGCACUCGCCGGGGGAUUCCAGUCUUUCAACUUCAAGACUGCUAGUCAAGGCAACCCCCUGCUUCUCAACUCAUCAAUACAACCAGAUUUAACUAUGGGCCGCACCUACAGCACUCCCCUGUGCUUCCAGGAUGGUGCAGACAAGGAGCUUUUCGACCCCUUGCCAGACAUCAAGGUGAAAGUGCAAAGCUCAUUUAUGGUCUCACUUGGUGUGGCAGAGCGGGCAGAGUUCCAUGCCAAAGCCCCCGUUGAGACUUUCCCACACGACCUGAGCCGGGAUUACUGCAGCUCAAUGGACAGAUGCAAGACAGGUCUGCUCACCUUCAAUGGACCUUUGAGUACCUGUAAAGAGCAGCUGAGGACCACUGGUGUGUUUGGUUACCCUGGAGGACGGCUGGUGGUACCGAAUACUGGAGUCAGCCUGCUGGUGCCGCAUGGAGCUGUGGCUGAAAAUAUGUCCUGGGAGAUGUACAUGGUGAUCAGUCCAGGGGAAGCGAGUGUCAAUACACUGGAAGGCUAUGAAAUCCUCCUGAGCCCAGAGGUGACGUACGGUCCUCCCGGUCUGGACUUAUCCUGCCCAGUGGCCAUGACCAUGGCUCACUGUGCCGAGGUGGACUCUGAGAAUUGGAACAUCCAGCUCAAGAGGAGGACCCAGGACAGUAAAUGGGAGGAGGUGAUGUUGGUGGAGGAUGAAUCCACGUCGUGUUACUGCCUAAUGGAUGCAACAAGCUGCCACCUGCUGCUUGAUCAGCCUGGUUCAUACACCCUCGUGGGAGAGCCGCUCACACAGGCUGCCAUCAAGAGACUGAAGCUGGCUGUGUUUGGGAACAUGGAGGCCACUUCCAUGAACUACAGCCUGCGGGUGUACUGCGUGGAUGAUACGCCACUUGCUUUUCAGGGAGUCGUGGCGGCAGAGAAGAGCAGAGGGGGUCAGCUCCUCGAAGAGCCAAAGAUGUUGCCUUUCCGAGCAAACACCUUCAGCCUCCAGGUGUCCAUCCAGGAUGUUCCUCAGUUCCUGUGGAGCAUCAAACCCUUUACCACGUGUCAGGAAUUCUCCUUCCCCCAAGUGUGGUGCAGCAACCAGCAGCCCCUGCACUGUGCCUUCUCUCUGGAGAGAUACAGCCCUGCAACCACCCAGCUCUCCUGCAAAAUCAGCGUGAGCCAGGUCAAAGGGCACGAUCAAAUUCUGCAGGUUUACACAGCUGUUUGUGAGACUCAAAAGGAGUUGGUUCCAAUUUUCAUGCAGACAGACUGCACCAUCACAUCCCAGACAGGACCCAAGGCCUUCAAAGUCCCAUCAUCCAUCCGCCAGAGGAUUUGUGCCACCUUUGACACUGCCAAUGCCAAGGGCAAGGACUGGCAACUAUUAGCCCAUAAACUCCACUUGGAUCGAAACCUGGGUUAUUUUGCAAAGCAACCGAGUCCAUCAGCCGUCAUACUGAGCCUGUGGGAAGCUCGCCACCAGAACACUGCUGACCUUGACUCUCUUGCUAGUGCCCUCGAGGAAAUUGGCAAGAUCCAUUCCAAAAGUUCCCCCAAGGACCAGGAUGAGCAUGAGACUGACUUGAAUCAAAUACAGAAAGGCAGCCUGACAGGAACAUGCACAUUUCCAAAUCAUAAGGCGGAGGAGUCUGCAUCUCAAUAUCCAGGCUGAGGGAGAACCAUGAAGAUGUCUGUGUAGUCUCGAAUUAUUAUGGUUUGGUUCAAGGUCAACACAAUGAUCAAUCUCAACAGGCGGAGGUGUGUUUUCCUCAAAUUUAACUUCUUCUUCACUUUGUUUUUCAAAUUACAUAAUUUGUCUAGCAGUUUCUGAAUUGGUGUGAAAAGAAAAGGGGAAUGGACUCUGCCCCCAAGAUAUAUUUGAAAUGAAAGAUACUUGUUUUGGUUACAUACACAAAAAAAAAAUUACUACAGUAAUCCCUCACUAUUUUGCACUUCUAUUUUUGCAAGGUCAUUUAAUCACGGUUUUUCCAAAAUACAUAUUAAUUAGUAAAUCAUGCUGUUUCGUGGAUGAAUACGGCUCAUUAUUAGUCCGAAAAUAUGCAUAUUAAAGCAAAUUGGACCUAUUUGUUGCGUAAAAUAAGCAUGUUCAUGCAUAAAAGAUGUUGUGAUAGUAUGUAGUAUUCUACACUGGUCACCAGGUGUCAGUAAUAUUACUGUAACAUCCGGUGACACGAGUGCUAGGCUUGAUCACCAGAACAACAGGCUUUCAUUGCAGGUUUGAAUUAUCUCACAACAGGCACAAUCAUCCCGAGGGGGCAGUUGCAGCCCAUAACUCAUGCCAAGCUAAAUCUCAACUCCGAACCCCCGACAUCACUUCUGGUCCACCCACAACACACAUUUACAGCAAUACACACAAGCACAAAUCUUAUUUACAGUAUGCCUUAGAUUACUUAUUUUCUCAUAUUAUGUCUACUAUAUUGGGUAGUAUGAGUGUAAAGAUGAGUAUUGGGGUGUUAUUUCAUGUUUAGAGGGUGUUUUCUAGCCUCUAACAAUGAACAUAUUCCAUUUAUGAAGAAGGAAAGUCACUUAUCACGGUCGGUUCUGGAACGAAUUAACCACGAUAAACGAGGGAUUACUGUAUAUGAAUUUCUUAAAAUUCCCUAAAGGUCUAGUUUUAUUAUAAACAGAAGACAUGCUGUAUGUGGUAUGACUGAUAGACAUACAUCAUUUAUAUCAUCUGUUCUGCAGCAGUCAUGGUCGGAGCGACUGUCUGGUGGAGUGAGAUUUCAAACCAUGUCAACGCAGAUAACAGGUUCCUCCACCAACGAGAUAGCAGACAUGGCAGAAGGUGUAAAGCUUAAUUUCCCUCGUGCCGUAGGGAGUGCAUCACUGCCUCCGUCAAUCAAUUACACCAUUAAGAGCUGUCACAUUGACAGCAUCAGCACUCCAAAUGAAAUUCCAUUCAUCUCAAUUUUACUGGGCGAGAGGUAAAACCUGGACUAAAAAUAUAUACAUACUAUCAAAACUUCACAGAAGUAUCCAAUGUUAGUGUUUAUUUCACUCUUACUAUUAUUUUGAAUGCCAUUGUAAUGCAUUUAAUUGAAUUAUUGCAUUGAAUCAAUUGCAACUGUACUAUUCAUAUUCAUCAGUUCUAGGAUACAGUCGAGCUUCAUCAGUUCAUGCUCAAAUACUAGAUAAGACAGCUCUUAAAGGUUGGGAAUGAGGUCCUGCCCCAGAUGGAGGAGUUCAAGUAUCUCGGGAUCUUGUUCACAAGCGAGGGAAGGUUGGAGCGUGAGGUCAACAGGCGGCUAGGCUGUACCGCACAGUCGUAGAGAAGAGAGCUGAGCCGGAAGGGAAAGCUCUCAAUUUACCGGUCAAUCUAUGUCUCCACCCUCACCUAUCGUCAUGAGCUUUGGGUCGUGACCAAAAGAACGAGAUCACGGAUACAAGCGGCUGAAAUGAGUUUCCUCCGUAGGGUGGCUGGACUCACCCUGAAAGAUAGCCUCCCGGACGCCUCCCUGGUAAGGUGUUCCAGGUAUGCCCAGCCAGGAGAAAGCCCGGGGCAGACCAAGGACACGCUGGAGGGAUUAUGUCUCACAGCUGGCCUGGGAACGCCUUGGUGUCCUCCUGGUGGAACUGGAAUAGGUGGCCAGAACAGACCAGUUACAAUUGAGUCAAUGCCCUGAGAAUAAAAUGACCUGGAUGAAUGAGAAUACUCCCAAGCAUCUUAAAGGCCUCAUGACACCACAAAAAAGUUUUAAAAAAUAAAAAUAAAAAAAUGAAAGUACUGACUUAGUAAAACAUUUUUGCCAUACUGCUGUCAUAGAUUAAUAACUAUGAAAUAUAAGUGAUAUGAAGUGGUGAUUUUGACACUCCCCCCAGCGAUUUUUCUGAAUUGCUGCUCUCUUGGGCUUUAACGUCACGAACAGAAAACAUUACGGGAACCAGAUUCAAACAAACGCAGCCUUGAACACAGCAAAUCCAAGAAAGUGACAUAUACACAACAACAGCACAAUAAUAACAUUCACUGAUAUUGCGUUGUGAUGAGUAUGAUGUUUUGCUGGCAGUGAUAGCCACUGACAGCUCUAUGUACACUGCACAGAGCUAAAGACAAAUGACAGCGAUUGUUGUUUAGCUAGCAAUUUGGCAUGAAAACCCAUAUUAUUAUUUUAAGAGUUGUAGUGAUGCUGCAGUCAAAGACGAACCUUUGGAUUUAUUGUUGCAAACUACAACAGAUACUGUACUGAAUUAGCUGCCUAGCAUGUCAUAACAAAGCCUUACGAACACUUUAGUAGCCCAGCACGAGGCUGGCUAUUAUGGCACAUAUUAGUUGGAGAAAUCUGAAUUGACUUCUACCACCAUGGCAAUCUUGUGGGGUUUUUUUUUACUUUAUUUUUUGCAGGGUAGUAUUGAAACAAUUGUCCCUCCAAGUUUGCUGAAAUGCUCAAGCAUCCAACUCGGCGAAUGGCGUCUUUUGGAAAUGUGAACAAGCUUACUCUGUCUCCUCGGGUGCUCCUGCUAAAGCCUUCAACUCAAGCAGGCAUAAUAUUAAAAAUAUAUACAACAAACAACAGAAAUUCAUCCAGAAAUGGACCAUAACAACUGAGAAAGCAUUGGUACGAAUGUAGUAAUGUGUCACUUGCUCCUCCUUCUCCAGUAUCCCAAAGGACUGAUAAAAAGCCUAAAAAAUGGUAAAUAUUUCAACAUUCGAGCACACAUCGAACGCAGGAAACAUGCCUUUCCAUGUUAUUUUGAACAGCUAAAAUAAUAAUAUUAACGUGUUUUGGUGUCAUGAGCUCUUUAAAUAUUAUAAUAAUAGUUAUUUGACUGACUUUUGACUGACUUUUCAGACUGUUGGAAGAAAUUAUGAGCAUUUUUUUUUUUACAAACCUUUUUGGCAAUCAAGUAACUAAAACAGUAAUUGCAGUAUUUCAUCAAAUUUAGUAUGAAAUUAGAAAUUAGUAUGAAUUUAAAGUGAGUUAGAACAAUAUUUCUGGUGCUAUAUUAACAUAAUCAUAAUAAGUCACAAUAAUUAGGAUUAGGACAUAUAAAUAUAAAAGAGUAUAUAGAACGUGACGCAAUUCUCAAGAAAAAUGAUGCUGAUCACACAACAACUUGUUUCAUUUGUCCAAAGAUCCAUCCACCCAUCCAUCUUUGAUCCAUCUACUACAGCUUAUCCUUCUCAGGGUCACAGAAGCUGGAGCCUGUCCCAUCAGGCUACACCCUGGACUGGUCGGCAGUCAAUCGCAGCAACAUAUGGCAACACUGCUAGUGACCAUUGGUCCAAAGAGGCAGUUUAAAAACAUUUACUGUACUCUGAUAUUCCGUUGGCUAUUUUGAACAACAUUGUACGAUCUUUUCGACUAUCGCAGAUAAUGGCAUGACUUUCAUUAAACUGAACUGUCUCUGAUGUGGUACAUGUGAAUGAGUUUAGUGGGAUAACAUGCAUAGUUUUUCAGUUGCCUCUGUAUGCAUUGCCAACCCAUACAAAUCACUACGUUACACAAUUUCUACUAGCAGGUAAAUGAUGUGAAACCUUUGGUUGACUCUUAAACUGUGACACAAUGAAAGACAUCAAUGGAAAUACUAUGCUUUUGCAAUGCCUGUUGAUGGUUUAUGUUGCAUCAAGAGCAUCAACACUGACUUACAUAUUCGACGUUUCAAACAUGCACCGAUGUGUUCUCACUGUGUGUACUGCUUUGGUGUAAGACGAACAUUAUUUCAGGAACUAAAGUUUAGUGUUGUGUUUAUGAUUUGAUUUCAAGCUGAGUUGGUUCUUUUCAUGUUUUUUUUGUUUUAUGUUUUGCUCCACGCAUGGCCUUUGGCUUCACAUCACUAUUAUUGUGCCUUGUUUAACUGCUGUCAAUGGUGAAUCUUGUAAGGUACAAAUGGGGAUGUAAAAAAAAAAAGAAAACACGCUGAUAAACAUUAAAAAAUAUAUAUUUAAAUGAUAAUAUUGAAUAGGCUACAGAGCUUUUCUAGUGCUUAACAUACAUUAUAUGUGUGGUAAUGCCAGGGCAGCUUUGUGGUAUAUUGUAUAUAUAAUUAUAGACAUUUUGGAUGUGGAUGUUUUCUGUACAGUAGAAUUUGCAAAUGUAUAUGCAGCCUUUUGGAAAUAAAUGUACAGUUGAAAGUUAUCAGAAUAGU
Messenger RNA from Dunckerocampus dactyliophorus (ringed pipefish), 7569 nucleotides. RefSeq names its product unc-5 netrin receptor Db (gene unc5db). Gene Ontology annotation, cellular component: membrane. Bases 251 to 3133 code for a protein of 960 amino acids. The record is from RefSeq and is a predicted model, not a curated record. NCBI's taxonomy places the organism in Eukaryota, Metazoa, Chordata, Actinopteri, Syngnathiformes, Syngnathidae. Gene Ontology annotation, molecular function: protein binding; netrin receptor activity. The transcript has 17 exons. Gene Ontology annotation, biological process: netrin-activated signaling pathway.